GAGAAACUGAAUUUACUGUAGGAAAAGUGACGGGCUUUAGGACCCUGGGUCGCCUGCGUCCUGUCAGAUGAGAGGCAGCAGGGAAGCUCCGGGAUUCCUCGUUAUCAGUCGCAGGGUUAGCUUGGGCCCCGUCUGCCGCCUGCUGCAGACGCCUGUAACCCACGAGGAGGCCUGGCGGGGUGGAAGGAGGCACCAUGAGCGGGAAGAACCUGCUUCUGAAAGUCAUCCUGCUGGGAGACGGUGGAGUUGGGAAGUCCUCCUUGAUGAAUCGGUACGUGACGGAUCGCUUCGACUCGCAGUCCUUCCACACAAUCGGCGUGGAGUUCCUGAACCGGGACUUGGUGGUGGAUGGGCGCCUGGUCACCCUUCAGAUCUGGGACACGGCUGGUCAGGAGCGCUUCAAGUCGCUCCGCACGCCCUUCUAUCGCGGCGCCGACUGCUGCUUGCUCACGUUUGCGGUGAACGACUCGCGGAGCUUCCAGAACCUCAGCAACUGGAGGAAGGAGUUCAUGAACUAUUCAGACGUGAAGGACCCCGAGAGGUUCUCGUUUGUGGUGCUGGGGAAUAAAGUAGACAUGGAGCAGAGGGAGGUGGGAGAAGUGGAGGCCCGGGCGUGGUGCGAGGAAAAUGGCAGCUACCCUUACUUUGAAACCAGCGCUAAAGACGACACCAACGUCACAGCUGCUUUCGAAGCCGCCGUCAGGGAAGUCCUGGCUGCCGAGGACCAGAUCGAUCACGCACUUCUGAGCAGCACUAUCGAUCUCCACGGCAACCGCAAAACCUCCCGUUCGUCUUGUUGCUGAAAACUCAAGUGUUGAUCCUCAUCUCAAUCUCUGCGCUCAAACUCACCUGAGGUGAAUUUAAAGAGCACUAGAGGUUGUUGCUAGUGCUGCUGAAGGUACCGGAGCAGAGCGCCACCUGCUGCUGAUGAUGUGGAAGACGCACAGCUGCUGCGAGGACGAUAGGUGUGUCUGUUUGUGAUGCUGCAGAAAAAUGCUUCACCUCAAUGUUCAAAUAAUGCAACUUUUUCAUUCAGUCCAUUAAUGAUAAUAUAAGAAUAAUAAGAAGAGAGGAGGCUUGUGGUUCAAAGCUCAACACUGUCUGUCCAGAAACAUCCUUUAAUUCAUAGUUUGCGUUGCUUAAGACCUCCAAACAUCGACAAUUUUAUGGUCAUUUAGCGUCCAAAGAACUGAAAUGAUGCUGCACUAAAAAUAAAUGGACCUUCUUUGCUUCAAAUCGGAAGGGAAUACUUUUAAUAUUCCAGACCUGAUCAGUUCUUUAUGAGCACUCUUUCAUUUUAACGUCUCUCUUGCUUCCACAUUAGCCUGUAGUGUUGCAUCAGGGAAUCAAUAUUGUUUUUAGCUUCAGCAUUAUGUCUUUAUGGUACAGCUGAGUUUUUCUUUAAGGCACACGCCCGUCCAUUCAAGCAUUCUUUUCUUCCGGAUUUUUCUGAUCAGGGACAGAUUAAAGCCUUUUUUUCUCCCCCUGAUGUGUGCAGGAAGGUCUAAUUCUAAAUAGCAUCUUUGUAAUCCUCUUGUCCGCCGUGUUGAAUGCAUAGUAGGCCUUAACAUUCCGCUCUCUUAGCUUUGCCUUGCCAGAGGGUCUCCUGUGCAUUACUGAUAAAUAGCAUAUGCCUUGUGCUGUCGGUGUGGUCAUUAUAGGUCUCAGCUGAACAUGAAAUGGCUUCAGCACAGUUAUUACUUCCAGUAUGUGGAUUGUACAUCACCUUUCCUUCUUAUUCAUGUUGUGUUUAGCCAAACUUGUCACGUAUUCCAACAGCUUAAUGUUUACUUUAGAUUUUUUAAUCUUAACCUGGUGGUACUUUUAUGACUUUACUUCCCACAGGUACCGAAAGAAAGAAAGAAAGAAAGUACUGCUAUUGCUGAACUGUAUUUUUUUUAGCUCAUUAUCUUGUGUUUUUCACACAAACCAGUUUAAAGUGUUUUCAUGCUGUGAUUGCACAAAAGUGAAUCUAGAUUUACUUACCUUUUGUCAGCCGAUCAAUCAACGGUUUGCCUUCCAGGUUACAAAAAUAUAAUAGGUUUAUUCCGACCGUAAGGUAACGACACUGUGGAAGUCAACCAACAGGUACUGUUUUUAGAAUAAGCUGUUCAUUUUAAUGUUUUUUUUUUUUGGUCUAUACACCUCUACUGUGAAAAUAAUGGGGCAUUUUGAGGAAAUUUUAAAGCAAAAAUGAGGUCUGUCAACUUUUUUUCCAAUAAUAUUUUCAUAAAUUAAACUAUUUGCUUUUAAA
Molecule: messenger RNA, 2254 nt
Organism: Oryzias melastigma (Indian medaka)
Lineage: Eukaryota; Metazoa; Chordata; Actinopteri; Beloniformes; Adrianichthyidae
Gene: rab9b
Product: RAB9B, member RAS oncogene family
Exons: 2
Coding region: 195-803 (202 amino acids)
Biological process (GO): retrograde transport, endosome to Golgi; Rab protein signal transduction
Cellular component (GO): late endosome; phagocytic vesicle; lysosome
Molecular function (GO): GTP binding; GTPase activity
Source: RefSeq, a predicted model, not a curated record